Molecule: messenger RNA, 1501 nt
Organism: Thamnophis sirtalis
Lineage: Eukaryota; Metazoa; Chordata; Lepidosauria; Squamata; Natricidae
Source: RefSeq, a predicted model, not a curated record
GUUUUAUUAUUGGCUGGGCCUAGCCAAGCACAACGGGGUCCUGAUGGGUGACUCGACAUCGAGGCGGUCAAUCAUUGUCUCUCGUUUGCCAAUAUUCCGGAGAAGUAUUAACCGAAAGCAUGAUUCCCUCCCAUCGUCACCAACUUCCAACAGUACCAUUGGUGUUCACAGUUCUUCUCCCUCCAGCACCAACUCUAGCUCAGGUAGCACAGGUAAACGCAGGAGUCUCUUCCGGACACCGUCCAUUAGCUUCCAUCACAGAAAGGGGAGCGAUCAGAAGACGGAGUCCUCCUGCCAGAAUGCGGGCAUUUUGAAUGGUGCCCAGUCAGGCCACAACACUUUGCAAAAGCUUGGUUUGGAAGAACAUGCCAAGAGCAGAAGCAGACAUUCUGUGCAUUUCGGAAGUUCUCGAAGUAAAAAGAUCACACGGUCCUUGACGGAGGACUUUGAAAAGGGGAGGGAGCCCUCCACCAAUAAGAACGUUUUCAUCAACUGCAUAAGUUCCGGGAAGAACGAAGGCGAUGACUCUGGCUUCGCAGAGGCCCAAAGCAAGCCAUCUGUUAAACAUUCCUCACGGAAGCUUCUCCCCAAGUCGUUCUCAACACACUACAGAUUCUCAAAGCUGGCCCCUCAGAGUCAAUCGGUUUCCUCUGUUCAACCCUCUUCUUGUUUGCUGGAGAUUAAAUCCAACAUUGAACCCGAUCCCGCUUCUGCAAAGUCUUCUCCUUCGGAAUGUAUAGGCAGCUCUUUGCUUUCCACCGAUCUGACAACCGUACAGACACCAUCCGAGUUUUUAGCCUUGACGGAGGACUCUGUUUCGGAGGUCGACGGGCUGACCGCCUGUGGAAACUUACACCCAGAAACCUUGGCCCACAAUGUGUCUACCUCUCAAACCUUUGCUGCUUCUCCUCUUUCAAGGAAAACAAACCUUACAGAGAGUAUUUCUCCUUCUGCGGAAACUUACAGGGCUAGAAAUGUAUUGCUCGCUGAAUCCAGCGCUUUCUCCGAAAUCCUUGAUUCGAAUCGAAAGCAUACGAAAGUAUUAUUGCCGGAGCUCUUUGCUAAACAGACCAGCCAUCUAGAAGAUGUAAACUCAGGAGCUAAAGCACAAUUAAAAACCUUUGUCUUAAACCAGGGAGAAGUAGUUGAAAGUUCUCCAAAAGCACAGAGAUUGCAGAGGGACCAACAAAAAGCAAGAGUAUCGGAACAUGUCAGAGAAAUCUUUCUGGGCAUUGAAUCUAAGACCACGCCUUUGUCUUCUGAACCUCAGUCCUUUCAAACACAACAGACCAAUGACAUAAACCAUGCCAAGGUGGGUCUUCCUAGUAGUUUUAGUCCAUUUCGAGAAGGAAGAUUCAUAGAAAAGCGUUUAAGGUCCUCCUCAGAAGGCACUGCUGGGAACAGUCGGAUGAUCCUAAAGCCAAAGGAUGGAACCCCGGAAGACAUAAAUUGUUUAAGAAAACAGCGAACGAGUUCCUCAUCAUCUAAAAUGAAUAGCUUG